AUGGCACCCAAAGUUACUGAGUGUGCCACAGUGCUCAAUUUAUGUGGCCUGCACGGCUGGUUGGCACUCUCCCCUAAUUACCUCUACUUGGGCCAUCAGAGUCGGGGUACCCAGCCCGUGUACUCCCAGCAGAGGGAGACAACGUUGCGGCACACUAUUGACCAGUUUGAAUAUGAUGGCUGUGACAACUGUGAGUCGUACCUUCAGAUGAAGGGGAAUCGAGAGAUGGUAUAUGAGUGUACAAGUUCCUCGUUUGAUGGGGUGAUAGCCCAGAUGAGUCCAGAGGACAGCUGGGUGGCCAAGUGGCAGAGAAUCAGUAACUUCAAGCCAGGUGUCUAUGCUGUGACGGUGACAGGGCGGUUACCUCCAGGAAUAUGGUGA
This is a messenger RNA of Salvelinus sp. IW2-2015, 381 nucleotides long. The record is from RefSeq and is a predicted model, not a curated record. NCBI's taxonomy places the organism in Eukaryota, Metazoa, Chordata, Actinopteri, Salmoniformes, Salmonidae.